Polypterus senegalus (gray bichir) is the source of this 3413-nucleotide messenger RNA. RefSeq names its product solute carrier organic anion transporter family member 3A1-like. Gene Ontology annotation, molecular function: protein binding. Gene Ontology annotation, cellular component: membrane. The transcript is spliced from 11 exons. Gene Ontology annotation, biological process: sodium-independent organic anion transport; transmembrane transport; prostaglandin transport. The coding region runs from base 346 to 2424 and encodes 692 amino acids. The record is from RefSeq and is a predicted model, not a curated record. Lineage: Eukaryota; Metazoa; Chordata; Cladistia; Polypteriformes; Polypteridae.
UUCAAUUUCAGAAACAGCGUGUCGCCAGGCAGAUUUUUCUUCAUGGCAUGCUUUAUAAAUUUGACGAGGUUGUGAAAGAAUGUAACAGAGAGUCAGUUUUUUUCUUCUCUCACGGUUUUAAGAAGGGUUCUUAGUAACUAGGAGUUGUAAAUUACAUACAAAUGUGAACGUAUCAACCGGUUGGAACGCAAAAGCUUUCUACUUUCUUUAUUGUCAAUGCCAUGCAGUGACGCGUGCUGCACUUCUCUGACUGGAAGACGACGGGCAAAAGUUUCAAUGCUGGACGUGAACGGCGGCGGCAGCAGCAGAGGCUUUCAUCUGUAAAUUUAACGGACUGUGGGCGUUAUGGCUAAUAAUCUGCAAGAGAACCAAACGACUAAAGUCCAAAAAAAGCAAAGCAAGUCCUGCUUCGGAGAUAUCAGAGCUUUUGUUGCUACCCUUUGCCUAAUUCUAAGCGCUAACAGCAUUGGCAAUGCUUACUUGAUCAGUAUGCUAAGCACUUUGGAAAAGAGAUUUAGUCUGAGGACAACUGAACUUGGCCUAAUCGCAAGUGGUUUUGAAAUUGGAAACCUUUUAGUAAUCCUUUUAGUAAGCUAUUUUGGUGGGAAGGGUCACAGACCAAGACUUAUUGGAUGUGGCGGAAUUAUCAUGGCACUUGGCUCACUUCUGUGUGCUUUACCUGAAUUUGUGAGCCACCAAUACGAUUACCAAAAAGUGAAAAUAUCAACAUCAAGAGAUACAUGCUCAAUUGGAAAACCACCAACAGAUCAAAAUUCUGCUAUGGAGAGUUGUGAGGAGACGCAAUCCACAAACAUGAUGUAUAUGCUGAUGGUGGUGGCACAAGUUUUGAUUGGUAUUGGAGCAUCCUCUGUGCAGCCUCUGGGUGUAUCUUAUAUGGAUGACCACGUCAAAAAGAAAGAUUCUUCUCUUUACUUAGGUAUAAUACUGACAACCACAUUGUUUGGACCCUUGUUGGGAUUUCUAAUGGGAGCUUUGUUUACUAAGGUUUAUGUAGAUGCCAUCUUCAUUGACACAGAAAAGCUGAACAUAACUACUGAUGAUCCUCGGUGGAUUGGAGCAUGGUGGGCUGGUUUUCUCGUUUGUGCAGUACUUCUGUUUUUCACUUCUUUAAUUAUGUUUGGCUUUCCUCGAUCCAUGCCUUUGAAGAAUUUUCCAGAAAACAAAUUGUCCAAGUUGUUGCUUCCUGUUAAGGAACCCAAGGAACAAGGAAAAAAUAUUCCUGAUGGUAACAGAGAACAAGAGAAAAAAGAGAAACAAGUGUGCUGUCACCAUUUUUUAGCAAUCCUAAGUGUAACUAAGCAGUUGUUGCAGAAUCCUGUUUUUGCCUGCAUUGUCCUGGCUGCCUGCAUGGGACUGGCAGCAAUUGGUGGAAUGUCUGCUUUUCUGGGAAAAUAUUUGGAGUCACAGUUUGGAUUAAAUACAGCAUAUGCUAAUCAGCUAAUAGGAGUAGCGGCCAUUCCUUGUGUGUGCCUUGGGAUGUUUCUUGGGGGCUACUUGGUGAAAAAGUGCAACCUCACCCCCGUGGGAAUUGUUAAACUGGGCAUGGCUGCCAACAUGCUUUGUUCAGCUGCAUUUGUGUUUCUGCUUUUCCUGGGCUGUGAAACAGGACCUGUUGCAGGGUUAACCUCUGGCUACAUGAAUAGAACAGACUGGGAUUUCCCAAAAAAUCUCACGUCAUGGUGCAACGAAGAAUGUGGAUGUACUCUUGAAACACUUAAUCCAAUCUGUGGGUCUGAUGGCAUCACCUACAUGUCUCCAUGUUUUGCUGGAUGCAUUGACACUAAUUUUACUUCCUGUGCUUGCAUAAACACUGGCAGCCCAAUAGGUGCAGCUGCAGUUCCAGGACAAUGUCCAAGCUCUGGUUGCCAAGGGACGUUUCAUGUUUUUUUUGCUGUUUUCUGCACAGGAUGUUUCAUUGGAGCCAUGGGUCACACUCCAACAGUUGUUAUUCUCAUACGGGCUGUCAAUCCCAUUUUUAAAUCAUACGCACUUGGAAUUCAGUUCCUAUUACUCAGAGUGCUCGCAUUUAUUCCCAUGCCUCUUGUUUUUGGAGCAGCAAUUGAUUCUACUUGCCUUGCUUGGUCUGAAUCCUGUGGGAAAAGGAGAACGUGCUCUCUGUACAACAACGACUCAUACAGAUACCUUUAUUUCAGCAUUUCUGUAGGCUUGAAAACUGCAGCUCUCAUCCUGAUGACUAUAGUGUGGCACUGCAUUAAGAGUAAUCCAAAAAAAUAUUUACAUGGGGAUGAAGACAGUACUGAAAAACUGACUCCCACAGAACUUUUUGCUUCCACGUUGACUUUAGAAACAGCUGGCACCGCCAAAUCUGCUGCGGCAAGGACUACAUUUAUUUACCAUUUAGGAGACAAUGAAAUGUGUGAAAACAUUGAAUCUGUUCUUUGAAGUGGUGAAAUACAAAUUAAAGUACUGAAAACGCCCUGGCCAGAUACGGCACAAACCAAGAAUUAAUCACAGGAGUACAAAGAGGCUUCUUUCGUGGGAUUUUCCUUGGUGCUGGAAGAGGCCUUGCUUGCGUCCAGAGUUUUAUUUCAUAAUAUCCACUGUAAUGCCUAUCUUGAUGAAAACUAUUGCACUGCCGAAGAGAGUAAUUUAUGGAGGAAGAUGUGAAACUGUGCAUACUCAAGUUCAAUGAGGCGUUUACAUUCUAUAGAUGUACGUAUUAAGAAAACAGUUCCAAAUGACAUCAAUACUGUACCUUUAUUACUUGCCAAACAUACCACAAUGCAAUGAAUGUCCUAUUGGUUAUAUUUACAAAAAUCAAAAUCAAACUUUCCCGGGUUGUAUGGGAGUCUAAACUCAACUAGUUUAAUUGCUCAAAGUAUAAUUAUUUGAUGUAUGUUAACGCAGAACAGCACAUUACAAGUCCUUACAUACCAAAAUGUACUUUUUCUUUCAUUGGUACAACAUUACAAAAUCUGUAAGAGGAAGCAUUUGUGUGUGUGUGUGCGUGUGUGUGACUUGUGUACUUGUAUUUCAUACAAUAGGUAUGUUUUAUAAAGGUUGUACAUUGCAAACAAUAGUUUUUGUAACUCAUUAAUUUUUAGAUUAGAGUAAUUAAAUUGCUAUUGCAGUCAAAAUGCAAGUUUACAUAAGGGAGAGUGAAUCUUGACUCGGCUUAUAACCUCACAAUAGCUUGUGCUUUAAUUUUUUUUAAAGGAAAAGAAUUCAAAGUGUAUUUAUUUUAUAAAUGCCAGUGCCUAAAGGGUAGCAGAACAAUGGUGUGUCUGUUUUGUUCUACUAUACUUGUACUGUACAAUUUAUUUUCAUCUUCUGCAUUAUGCUUUAGCUAACUGUUGUGAAAGUGGACUAUUAAUAUAGCCCAAGCCAGUUUUAUUGUAAUAAUGUUGAUUUUUAAUAAACUGUAUAUAUUA